Messenger RNA from Mesorhabditis spiculigera, 1509 nucleotides. NCBI's taxonomy places the organism in Eukaryota, Metazoa, Nematoda, Chromadorea, Rhabditida, Rhabditidae. The record is from the annotation of a GenBank genome assembly.
AUGUUCGGCGCUUUGUGCUCUCUACUCGGCGUUGGACCGGAGGCGAUUCGGCUGCUCUUUUCGAUUUUUGCCGCUAUUCCGAUCUCACAUAUUUAUAGGCUUCAUAUCUAUCAGCGCUCGGCGCGCGAGCAGCAGCUCUUCCUUUUUCUCACCGGCCUUGCCCUGCACGUUUUUAAUUUUGGCGCCGAUACGAUACACGCGCUCAUCGGGACGCUCGUUUGCUGGCUGCUGCUCCAAGUCGCUGGCGGAACGCCGGAUUCUGCUUGGAUAGCGCAUGUCGUUUUCUUGGGUCAUCUCCUUUGGGGAUACGUCAUCUCGGCCACGGAGCACUAUGACAUCACCUGGACGACACCUUACUGCCUGAUGACGCUGCGCUACAUUGGGCUGAUUGUCGACGUGGCCGAUGGAGCACAAAAGGAGAAACUGAAGCCCGCCCUAGCCAAGGAGGCCAUCAAUGACCCGCCGGACCUCCUGGAAAUUGCCGCUUUUGGUUUCUGCUAUUCCUACACGUUGGUGGGACCACUUUGCUCGCUGCAUCGUUUCCGCAACUGGAUCGGCGGUGACCAUUUGGACGAGAAGAAGGAAUUCCGGGAGAGCAGCAUUACGGCAGCUACGCAAAGUCUUACUGCCGGGCUCUGCUACGUCGUGUUUCAUCUGGUCGGCGCUGCAUGGCUUCCUGACGAGUAUUUGUCGACGAAGGAAUUCUACGAACACUCGUUCAUGACGCGCUGGUCGAUGUUCGCGCUGUGGGCUCGGAUUUUGCUCAGCCGUUACGUAUCAGCUUUCCUAUUGGCGGAAGCCGCCACGAUCUAUUCCGGCCUCGGUUGGAGUGGAAAGGACAAGAAGACCGGCGAAGAAAAAUGGGACGCCUGCCGCUGCGUCGACGUCUGGCUAUGGGAAACGGGUUCCGAUUUCAACGCUCUCGUCCAGUCUUUCAAUCGACAGACCAAUUUGUGGAUGAAAAAGCAUGUAUUCCGGCGCCUAAUCUGGCUCGGCGACAAGCGACUCUCUCACGGGCUCACCCUGCUCUACCUGGCCAUAUGGCACGGCUUCCACGGCGGCUACUUCCUGCUCUUCGGCUUUGAAUAUUUUGCGGUUAGGGCACAGAAUGAGUUCUACGCUUUGAUCGAACGGAAUCCAGAGAUCAAGAGCUUUUUGUAUCAGGAAUCAUUGGCCCCAUUUCGCAUGGCUGCCGGGCGGAUCGUUGUCCUCUACACGAUGGGCUACGGAAUCCUCCCGUUCGGCCUGGUCACUUUCCGCAACUGGAUUCGGCCACUGGCCUCGCUCUACUUUGUGCCCUACAUCCUCUACUGUGUCGCGCUACCAGCCAUCUUUUCCGCGCUCAAGCCACCAAAAGCCAGUGGCGUCAAGGAUCCGAACGACAACGACAGCAACCAGAAAACGAUGAAGUCGAUCAGCGAGAAGAGCUUUGCGCAGAGCCUGUCCUCGCCUACCUCGUCGAAAACGACUUCCUCCGUGAUCAGCACCAAGACUGCUCGGCCGGCCAAC